AUGGCCGACGUCGCCGCGGUGCCCCAGGAGAAUCCCUCGCCCUCGCAGGACGAUCUCGUCCCUCCGUCCGGCAACGGAUCGGCCUCCCUCGACUCUCGCAAGCGGCCGCGUCCUGCGGCCGACGACGACGACGACGACGACGACAAGCCCGGCCGCGAGCGUCGCAAGAUAGAGAUCAAGUUCAUCCAGGACAAGUCUCGCCGUCACAUCACCUUCUCCAAGCGAAAGGCCGGCAUCAUGAAGAAGGUCCUGCUGCUUGUCGUGUCCGAGACUGGGCUCGUCUACACAUUUACGACGCCAAAGCUACAGCCGCUCGUCACCCAGUCCGAGGGCAAGAACCUCAUCCAGCGCUGCUUGAACGCCCAAGAGCCUACGGGAACAGAGAACGGAGUCGAGGCGCCAGAGGUACCGGCAGACUCACCCGAUGAGGUCGCCCAGGCCACCGUCGCUGCCCAGCAGCAGGCCGCCGCGAUACCGCCCCGUCCACUGCAUCCAGGGUACAACAUGGGUGGCAUGACCAACGAGCAACAACAUCAGAUCGCGUACUACCAGAAUCUCCAACAGCAGCAGCAACAGCAGCAGCAAGCACAGGCUGGAGGUCAGUAUUCGGGCGUGCCCGCUGGUACGCGUAUACCGCAGCAGUCCACCACCACCACCACUACCACCACUUAA
Messenger RNA from Trichophyton benhamiae CBS 112371, 672 nucleotides. RefSeq lists its product as uncharacterized. The transcript has 3 exons. Bases 1 to 672 code for a protein of 223 amino acids. The record is from RefSeq and is a predicted model, not a curated record. Gene Ontology annotation, biological process: positive regulation of transcription by RNA polymerase II. Lineage: Eukaryota; Fungi; Ascomycota; Eurotiomycetes; Onygenales; Arthrodermataceae. Gene Ontology annotation, molecular function: DNA-binding transcription factor activity, RNA polymerase II-specific; protein dimerization activity; RNA polymerase II cis-regulatory region sequence-specific DNA binding.